AGCAAGUUUGGCCCGAGAUCUUCGCAUACCUCACCCAUACCUCACCCACCUCCCUGCGCCAUUGUGGGCGAUGCCGCAGCAAGCCGCUCUCCUUAUUCCCGCAGGAGUCAUCGCCUCUGCGUUGGCCAGCGCGUUUCAACCCCCCCUGGUGGCUCGCCCGCUCAAGGCCGUCAUCCCAGUCCACUCCACAGCCCGUGGGAAGGCCACACACUUCCUCUCAGUCCUGAAGAGGAGAGAGAAGGGGCAAAACCAAGACACUCGCACUCAGUUACACGCCGAAGAGGUCAGUCAAAAUGAAUCAUCAAAAGACCUGCUCAACCUUCCCAAUACGCUCUCCCUGUUGUUGUCGCAGAGCUCUGGCAAUGACGAGCGGAAGACGUCCGAGCCACCAGACAGCACCUUGCCGUCGAGUGCUUGUCUUCCCCCAACCUAUGGUCAGAAAGGUCGUCAGCCACAAGACGAGUGCAAGUGCAUCUCUCUCUGUGUGUUUGCGUGUGUGUGUGUGGGCUGGUUGCAGGUGCUCCUCUGCAACUCCAAGUCGUUAACUACGGAGACGAGCAAGUCGCUGAGAAGUGGCUGGGGGAUCCUGUCCGCCGAGCUUCUGCCACCCCUGGUCAGUCAGCGAACGAGUGAUAGCGAGGCGGAAAUGAGAUCACCCCACCCACAUGUCUGUAUCGCUGUGCACUCGGUCCAUGCAGCUCCCAGCGAAGCCCCCCCUCCAAUCACAAUCACUGGACUGGAGCGUCCAGUCGAGCGCUUUUCCCAGGGCGUUUCCAAUGGCGGCACCGGGAUCAUCGCCGUGGGCGUCGGGAUCAUCGCCGUGGGCGUCGGGAUGAUCGCCGGGGCCAUCAUCACUGGUGCUGCCUCCCUCCUCGAGGCACUCAUCAAGGCCGGCAUGAAGGGUCCCGGUGCGGUCAUCGCCGCCCUCCUCAUCUCGGGUGCGUUCCUCUAUGUGGCGUUUGCCCUGGUAUGGUUGCUCAAAGCACUGCAGGAGUAGGCACCACGUCGUGACACACUACGCACGUGUGAGACAGCUAGACAGACAGGUGCUCAGAAAGGGGGAAGGGAUCUGAAGGGCUAGUGGGGGUGACUAUCUCUUGUACAGACAUACGGUUUUGCUUACUUGAACCACGGGAGGGAGGGAGCGGGUGUGUAGAGUCUGGGACUCUCAUGGGGCUCGGAUCCAUUGGCUGACGUCGUUUCUGUCUAUGAGUGUCGGCAGGCAGAGGAGGCGUCGGCCAAUCGACAGCCUGAGCCGCGAGAGACCACAUACAGACACACGUUUGCGUGGCGGUUUGACGGCUGGCUGAUAUGACGUGUCGUGAGCAGCAUAGACGUGGGAGGGUGGGUGAGCGGGCUUCAUCACUCGAUAGAAUAGCUGGGUUAUCGAGCUGAUUGAUUGUCUGCUCGAUGGGGAUUGAUCUGUGUGUAAGUCAGUCGGUGUCUGUAUAUGUAUGUAUAUCAAAGCACACACAUAUGUGAUGUGCCUUCCUUUCGCGUUCUAACCGGCCAUUCAGUCGCGACGGUGUGUGAGUUUGUGUGAUGACCGAUUGGUUCUCUUCUUCCGCACCGAUUUAGUCAGUCGACACAGUUUCUGUCAACAGGCACGCACAUGAAAGCGUCAUCAAGCGAGCGAGCAGCCAGUCGAGCUUAUCUACCAGUCAUCUACUUAAUGCAGUGCAGUCAAGUCAGCCGAGUUAGUGACUUCCUGAACUACAAGUAAAGUGGCGGCCAG
This is a messenger RNA of Vitrella brassicaformis, 1735 nucleotides long. The record is from the annotation of a GenBank genome assembly. NCBI's taxonomy places the organism in Eukaryota, Vitrellaceae.